Prorocentrum cordatum is the source of this 6165-nucleotide messenger RNA. The record is from the annotation of a GenBank genome assembly. NCBI's taxonomy places the organism in Eukaryota, Dinophyceae, Prorocentrales, Prorocentraceae.
GCGCCCAAUUUAGCUUUGGCGUCGCUCGGCAGGAAGGACCUUCCAAGGAGAAAUAUGGGUGGGUCUGUUGGAUCAAUGCAUUUGUCGUUGUCCACGGUCGACUGGAUCAUGAAAGACCCGCUUGCUUUCAUUAGCGAUCUGAGCCAGGCUUCUAAGCUGGUCAACGUGGCCCCCUUCGUGGAUGAGGUCAGCCACCAGCUUGUUGACAGUUGCAUCGCGCUCCAGGCGCUGUCUUGGAAAGAUGCUUUCGCCAGCUCCUCAAACGUCAAGGCCCACCAGACGUGUGAGUGCUGGACUUCUGGCCAGCGCAUGGCCCACUUUGCCUCGGCCUGCACGGGCCCUCCGCUCAACCUUGCAGGCAAGCUGCUCACGCCCGACUGGUGGCUCAGAAUGCGCAAAGGGCUCCGCCCGAAGAGGCCGGACGGGCCAGGCGGGGAGCCCCCGGCGGUGGAGGCCGACCAGCGGGCGGCGGUGGCGGAGACGUUCCGGCGGUCGGCCGUCGGUUUCGUGGCGUAUGCUGCGUCGGACGGGAUCGCGCUCGAUGCAGCUCGCAUGCCAGUCUCGCAGGUUCCAGGUAGGCAGGCCGAUGAAGCACGUGCCGACCGAGGCCUCGAGUUCGACGGAUCGUUCGCGACAGUCGGGGAGUGGUUGGCUCUCCAGGAUGAUGGUCCAUUGGUAAGCUGUGUCCAAUCGUUCUCGCCCUCGCUCGCCGACGCCCUGGUGCGCAAUGCCUAUCACAUCGCGCACUUGACAGCGAUCGGCCAGUCACGGCCCAGGAGACGCGAUCUUCUCUGUAUCAGGCCGUCGCCGCAGCAGCUUCGCAGGUUUAGAAACCUUCACCGUGCCGAGGACGGCGGCGGCGGCCACGACAGUGGCGACCAGGUGAUUGCAAUCGAGCCCGACCAGAAGUUGUCGCACACCAUAUCUUGUUUGAGGCACAGCAUUGGGCUCUCAGAUGUCAAGAACAUCAGAGAAUCUUUGAAGUCGGCGGCAUCAGCCAUUUCCUUGGAACUCGGCCCUGAGGCGACAGAGGUUUUGGAGAACUUCGCGAGCAAGGCCAAUCGAGAGGUCGUGCGGAAGGCACGCGUUCGAUUCGAUGUGUUCGCCAUGCACACGUGGAGAAGUUUCAUCAGCACCUUUCGCCCUGAGGAUAUAGAUUUGUCUGUGUAUGUCGACGGCAGCCCUCAGCACAGGGGGAAAGAGCUCUACGCUUCGACCGUGGACAUCUUCGCGCGGCGUGGAGAGAGACUGGAGUACUACAGCCGCCUGUGGCCCGCCAUUUCGUUGGGUAGAGAUCAGUUAGACACGAUCGGGAAGACAGUGGCUUUGUUGUGGCAAUUGACGUUGGUGUUUGGGCCGAAGCUCCUGCCGCGCAUGUUAGAGCGCAUCCGAGGCGUUUUGACUGACAGCGGCGUCGAGCGCAACAUUCAUAUGAUGACGAACUUCCUCCCCGAUUAUUAUUGGUUCAUCAGGAAACCAGUGCCGCGGGGGGUCAGGGCGAAUGGGCGCUUGAUGCCUCGUGUGAUACGGUCUAGCGGGUGGCGUCACGCCUUCGAUGUAGUAAUCAGGCGUGGUCUAUCAAUGUUGGACUUCUUCCCUGACUUGUUGACGAAGUUGAAGGCUCUUGUGAAAUUUCUCAGGGACAGGAAUAUGAUGGAAACGCUUGUUCAGGGUUUGCGUGGGCGGGGAUUGCCAGCUGUGGCAGAGACUGUCUCUGUAUUCACGUUCCCGAGUUUUGCCAAGUGGAGGUGGUCCACGCUCCACCAUUGCGUGACGCCCCUGAGCGAGAUCCUGGAGACCUUCAUCUCCGCGUUCGACCCCGCGUUGUUCCGUGGCAUGAGGGACCAGACGUUGUUCGGCACCAUUGUGGCGGCAUUGGGUUCAGAUCGGUGGGCCACGCGGGAAUUGUCUUUUGUGAAGUGGUUCACCGCGUGGUUGGCUCCUCUUCAGAACUACGUGGGCAGGUCGCGCCUCCGAGGGGCGCGCGGGGUUGGGAAUGAGGGCGCUAGCGACGAUAGCGACAUUGUCGCUAUCGUCGCUAGCGCCCUCGCCGAGACCGACGCGCGCGACGCCGCGGCAGUUGGCGACGCGCUCGCGAUGACAGCCGUGCUCGCGGCGCCAUCUUACCCGUGGCGGAUUUGGCAAGGCGGUUGGAACAAGCUCAAGCAUCUGCGUGACCGAGCAGCGUUCAACCCAGAGAAUGGCAAGAUACUUCGCAACUAUUUGAUGCUCACUCUGAAGACGUUCAUGUACAUGAGCAUUUUUGGGCCCAGCAGCGAUGGACCUGGCGAUCAGCAUUAUUUCAUGCAGGUGCUCAAGAUGCCUGGUAACGAUAUUAUCCCCGCUACGGUAGAAACCAGGGCAGUGAAAAAGGGUGCGUUCGGCAUCGUUGUGCAGUACUUGGAGGUGUCUACGGUCCAGGAGGACAGCGCGAAGUGGAACGCUUUCGCGCUGGAGGAGCCCGCCACGAUCGACAUCCUGGCAAUCACUGGUUCCGACUUGGGAGCUGUUGAUCGUCUCUUUACGUACUCCACCGUGGAUGCUGAUAUUCGUGGUUGCGUUGGCUUGGCCAAUAGGGAGUUGAUGCGUCCAGUGGCGGAUCUCUCUGCUUCAGCCGCGCCUGUCUUGUCAUUGAUGCGAGCUCUGCAGCUCGACGGCUGGAAACCUGUAAGACGGAUCGUCCAUCACAGCCCCGACAGCGACGAGAAGUUUUUUCGACUGCAUGGGGCAGCGAGCAAGCAGCGGUACUUCCAGUGCUUGCUGCAGUUGGAGCACUUGUUCGGCAACGGCGCGGUGUCGUUCAGUUCUGCACAGGUCCAAGUUUUUUAUGAAUUGCUGCUGCUGGCCCCGAGCAAGGCCGAACCUGGCCUCGCUGUCGGCGACUACCGUGGGCUUCUGGAAAUCCUGAAAGGCAAACGUACAGCUGCUGACGAGAUUAACGACGCCGUUGCCAGGUUCGACGUUAAAAAGCAGAAGGUUGUCACCACCAAGUUCGAUGUCAAAGAGCAGGCGGGGAGCGACGACGAGUUCGUCGGCGGCCCCGCCGUGCCGCCGCCAGCCUCGGACAUGAUUGUUCCUGACAUGGAUGCGUCCGUGGCGGCGGAGUGUGCCAUAUUGGGUCACAGGUGCCGCGCGGAGUCCGACUUUGUCAAAGGAUCAGUUGGCUUGCGGGUCGAUUGUUGCAACCCAGAGCAUCCUGGUUGCGGCAGGUACCGCUCGGUGAAGAUCGAGCUGGCUGGCUACGGCAUUUACUCUGCCGAGGUCUUCCUGGCCGCGUGGCUCCAGAGGGCUCCGCACGUGGACGGCGUGGCGCACAGGCGGUUCACGCCGCCCAAGAGUCAGCUGAAGGAGGUCAAGCGCUUGAAGGCUGGGAUCCGCCGCAAGGACAGGCUGCUGAGGACGGUUGCCCAUCGGCUGAGGACGGUUGCCCAUCGGCUGGAAGCUGCCACGGAGAAGAAGCGCAAGGAACACGCUGUGAACGUCGAACAGAGCAAGGCCAAGAUGAGGCGCGAGGGCGAUGACCUGCGGAAGGUCGCCGCCGUGUGCCCGCCAGCGAUGGCCAUGGAGUCGGAAAGGAUGCGCAGUUUCAAGGCCCAGCGCGUCCCGACGGCGACGCCAGCCACGCAUAUCCCGAAGGAGGGGCGUGAGACGGAGAGCAAGCCAGCCAAGACCAAGAACCAUACGGGCGCAGGCAGCAGCAGUACGGCGGCCCGCCAGGCAGCAUCGACCGCAGGCAGCAGCACGAAGGAGAAGCGCCUCGCGAAGAAGACGCCUGACCCGAAGAGCCGCAAGGAGAGCGACACCGUCCCCGAGGCUGAGCGGCUUUUGGAGGGGGACCCGCACUUCCAACACAUAGAGAGCGGGUGGAAGGCGGAGCAAGCGUUCCUGGACGCUCAGAUGGCCCUCGAAAUGAGCAUUCCAGCUGGCGAGGGCCAGCAGGGGCGCGCGGGGCUAGGCAUGGUCUCUGGCAGCGCGAGCGUUCACGGCUCGGAGCUGUCGGGGGGUGGGGCCACUGCUACGUGUUUCGCUUGCGACGGCGUUGGGCCGUGCACGAAGAAGUACAGGGACAAGUGGAUGCACGAGGUGUGCAUCAACGGCGUCCGAUCUUACGCGAGGCAGGUCUUGAACUCCACUGGCAGCUUGACCGUCAUGGAGCGCGAGAUGGACGAGGACCCACCUGCCUUCCGAGCGAAUGUGGCGCCUUUCGUGAACACCACUGGCGGCUCCGACGGACGCAGGGCUGCUCGCGCGUUGUUGUCGCAACCACAGCUUGCCGUGGGGCAGUCUGCAUUCCCUCCGAUGAGCAAGACUGACACGUAUCUGCGGGGUUCUUCCAAUGAGUACGUCGACACGCUCUUGGUGCUCAACGAGACCCGCUACAUUAGUUACCAUAUGUUUUGGGAUCGCAUCUCAGAGGAGGAAGCCCGUGUGCUGGCCCAUGCUGAGCAGGGGGGCGGGUGGGGCGCAUCCGACGGCGAAGCCAGGGUCCAGGUGAAAGACAAUUUCAAGGCUCGCAAGAAGAGGAAAACUGCCAGCACGUCUUCUGUCGACGAGAUGUCGGCGAUCAGCGAGCCAGAGUUCAGGCGCCUCCGCAUCGCGCACCAGAUCAUCCCGCCAGUGGCAGACGAGCCAGUCCCUGGUCUCGGCGCUGGUCGGCGGCAGGACGGCGACGAGGGCGGCGGCCAGAAGGACAAGGACGGCUCGUUGAAGCAGAAGGCUGCCUUGAAAAAGAGGCCCGCUGCAGUGCAUUCGGAGGUCUUCGGCAAGGACGGGUAUCACACGAAGAUGAUCAAGAUGUACUCCCAGUGCGACGACGGCUCUGGCACGCUCGAGAGCGACGAGGACAUUAAGAUUGAGGCGUUCAGGAAAUACGUCAAAGCUUUGGGCGAACAGAUGAAGAAGAGCCAGGUUGACAUCGAGAAGGCCAAGCCUGACAGUUUCACGAAGUGGGGUCAGGACUUCACUGCUUACGAUGCCGAGUACAAGGCCCUGAUCAGCACGUACAGUAAGAUGGAGUCCUGUCUGAACUUCUUCACGCAGGAGAGGGUUUCGUCUGCUCGCAGCGCCAAGUUGAAGAUUCGCCACUUCAGGGACCGCUUGGUGACCAGCAUGAAGGACAAGGGGUUCGACCCUCAGUUCGCGAAGAUCUUGGUUGAGAGGGCUUGCCAGCUCAACGAGGUGUUCGUGCAGACGGUGUCGCUCGUGCAGACCGCCGACAUGGCGGCCAAUGAGGCAAGCGAGCUGCAGAAGAAGGCUGACGGGAGCGUCGGCGCAGGUGGCUCGUCUGACGUCGCUGCCACGGUGCCCGAUUCAAAGCCGAAGAUUGCGAGGAUGCCGAUUCCAGAGGUCGACGCCAAGGGCGGCGCCGUGGUCAUCGAGCGCGCCGUGACGGAGUUAAGCGUCAUUGACGCCCUGAGGAUCAACGAUAAGGUGCUGCUCAUCGACGAGGAGGGCCACGACUUGUUCGCGCAGGCCAUCGCCUACCAGACAGCGGCCCCCGACAAGCCUGAGAAGAAGACUGCCCGCGCCGAGGCGAGGUUGCAGGAUAACGCUACUUGGGUCGGCCUUUCAGGGAAGCUCGCACCGCCUCCUAAGGAGCACGACUCAGAGCUGCUCCAAGAUGACAUCCUACAGAAUCCAGCGUGCUCGGCGUGGCUCCUCUCUGUGAUGAAGUUCGCGUGGGGCUGGGGGCCCACGGGGGUUCCGCUUGCUGGCAUGGAGUGCCUGCUGCAGUCCCUGGGCUCCAACGCGUUGGUGACAUUCUUACCGAUUGCGUCCUUGCUCGAGUCUGGCAUCGUCUUGGAGAACGUGAAGGCAUUCAUGGAGACAGGGUCUGGCCAGGCUUGGGUCAAGGGCAAGACUACGACGAUGCUCUUGGUGAAGGGCGCCAUCGUGCGCAUCCCCGCUGGCAUCUUCCCGUUGGUUCACUACGCGGCAGUGGGCGCCCCAGAGACGGCUCAGGGCGAGGGCGAGAGCGCCAACCAGAAGGACGAGGUGGUGGCACUGCACGCGUGGCAUUUGCCGCUCUGGCGCGCUGAGGCGAUGAAGUCGCUGCCACCCGCGGUGAGCCGCGCGAUCCACUCGCACGGCCAGAAAUUGUUGGAGGAGCAGUCUUCGUCGAAAGCCUGGGCGGAGCGCGCCAAAUUCCAUGGCAAGUGGUUCAAG